Molecule: messenger RNA, 390 nt
Organism: Dacryopinax primogenitus
Lineage: Eukaryota; Fungi; Basidiomycota; Dacrymycetes; Dacrymycetales; Dacrymycetaceae
Exons: 2
Coding region: 1-390 (129 amino acids)
Molecular function (GO): protein binding
Source: RefSeq, a predicted model, not a curated record
AUGGAGGAGAUUUGGGCGACGAUGGAACUUGGAUACUCCUUCAACCCCCCUCCGCCACGCCUGCAGGACAUGCUAGAAGAGGAUUACCUCACCCCAGACAUUCAGGCGUUUUGGUCGCCGCUGCCGCUUUCUCAGCUGUGCGAUCCCACCUUCCGACGAUAUGAGUCUCACCGUGCACUCAAGAUGAGAGAUAUCCUGGACAGCAUCUUCCGCUUCCUUAAUCCCAGCGAACUCGCUCGAAUAUGCCCAACCAAUCGGGCAUUCUACGAGGCGGCGAUCCCUUUGCGAUGGUGGCAAAUCAACCAAAAUGGAUUUGCACGGCUUGCGAAGAUGCCCCGCCCCAGAUUACGUGCGGUGUCAGCGACGAAUCACAGGCUGAAGAAUUUAUGA